Molecule: messenger RNA, 2998 nt
Organism: Syngnathus typhle (broad-nosed pipefish)
Lineage: Eukaryota; Metazoa; Chordata; Actinopteri; Syngnathiformes; Syngnathidae
Gene: abcg5
Product: ATP-binding cassette, sub-family G (WHITE), member 5
Exons: 14
Coding region: 896-2857 (653 amino acids)
Biological process (GO): cholesterol homeostasis
Cellular component (GO): plasma membrane
Molecular function (GO): ATP hydrolysis activity; ABC-type transporter activity; ATP binding
Source: RefSeq, a predicted model, not a curated record
GUUUUGCCGCAGCCUGCGUCGGCGCAACCGCAUGUUGAUCACGACUCACUUAAAAGCUGUCUCUGAAUCUCUUAAGUGUUUUUACCCGAGCUCCCGAUGACAGCUAGCAUCUGGCCGCUGCGGACGCGCAGGCUCAGUUUGUUGAUGGCCGUCUGCUUGUCACCUUUCACCUCCCACGGCAGCUUGAACUCUGACAGUUUCUCAUACCAGGGAAUCUGCGCCGCUGUGUCCACCUGGUGUCAACACACACACACACACUUGCUUGGAGGCUGCAUGCUAUGUGCUGGCCGUGUCCAAGUUGUCACCCACCUCAUAGUGCAGGUUGUUGACUUCCAGCUGGUUGCAGUCCCCGCUGUACGUGAAGUAGAGGCUGCUGUCCUCCUCUGAUGAGAACAACUGAUUACAAAAAAAGUACCCUUAGUCCUCCUCGCUCCUUCCAAGCCUACUUGAGUUUUGUGUCUUGCUGUCAUGACUGAGUCAAAUCCAUGCAGCAGGUAAACCAUUCUUAAAACUUCACAAGCAUAAAACGAGAACUGACCUGCGGUGAUCCGUUAGUGUGAGUCAAGCUACUAUUUGUGUCCAUGAUGACGCUAGACGACACUUGUCGGGUCAGAUGGUCAUCUCACCCCCGUGCGCACCUCCUCUCUUUUUCUUGAUGUUCUUUUUUCCAGAUUUCCUCUGCGUCUCCGUGUCCGCUCCGGGAAAAGUCUCCUAUGAAAUGAUGUGCCGUCACAUUAGCUGCUGCGUUCCAGGAGAAGCUGCCCGCCUCCCCGUCCACUUUAUGCGAGUCUGGAUCAAAGUUCCCUGAGAUAAGGCCACAUGCCCCAGUCUCGUGUUUAUGGCUUUCUCCUGUUAGUGUGCGGGGAGCUGGAGCUCAUGUGGAUGCGGGCUGAAGAUGAGCGGACAGUACUCGAUGAAGCCGAAGAGUCCCGGCUUGGACAGCGAGGUCCAAGAGUCCUUCAAGUUUGUGUCGGAAGUCGAGGAGGACGGCGGAGAUGAGACUGCCGAGCCUCGGUGCAGCCUCAGUGCCAGCAAUAUCACCUACACAGUCAGCGAGCGCAUUGGCCCCUGGUGGAACCUGCCCUCCUACAGGAAGCGACGAACUCGGCAGAUCCUCAACAACGUCUCCUUCCAUGUGGACAGCGGGCAGAUUAUGGGCAUCCUGGGUAACUCAGGUUCCGGAAAGACCACCUUGCUGGACGCCAUCUCGGGAAGAAUCGGCAACUCCGGAAGCCUGUCGGGUGAUGUCUUCGUCAACGGCAGAAAACUGGCGAGAGAAGAGUACCAGGACUGCUUCUCCUACGUGCUGCAGAGCGACAACCUGCUGAGUUAUCUGACGGUGGAGGAGACUUUGACCUACACGGCCCAACUGGCGCUCAGAAAGCACUCGGCCAAAGACAUCCAAAACAAGGUGUCAGCGGUGAUGGCCGAGCUGAGUCUGAGCCACGUGGCCCGCAGUGUGAUCGGCGGCCGCGUUUUCCCGGGAAUCUCCGGAGGCGAGAGGAGGAGGGUCUCCAUCGCCGGCCAGCUGCUUCAGGACCCCCGAGUGAUCCUAUUGGACGAGCCCACCACGGGGCUGGACAGCAUGACGGCCAAUCAGAUCGUGGUACUGUUGGCCCAGCUGGCCCGCAGGAACCGUAUCGUGAUCGUCACCAUCCACCAGCCUCGCUCCGAACUCUUCACGGUGUUCAGCAGGAUUGCACUGAUGAGUCGUGGCGAGUUAGUUUUCUGCGGCCAACCUGACCAGAUGGUGGACUUCUUCAGCUGCUGCGGGUACGAGUGUCCAGAAUACUGCAACCCCUUCGACAUCUACGUGGACUUGACGUCGGUGGACACGCGCAACAGCGAGCGCGAGGCGGCCACCUUCGGCCGCAUGCGCGACAUCACCUGCUCCUACCAAAAGUCGGCCAUCUUCGGGUGUAUGCUGGCCAGGACGCAGGAGAGCCUGGGCGCCCGCUGCAAGACCGCCAUCCCCUUCAAGAGCAAAGAGUCUCCCACAGGCUCCGCCAAGCUGACCGUGCUCCUCAGGCGGACCAUGCGUAACCUGUCGAGAGACCGAAUGGGGGUCCUGAUGCGGCUGUCUCAGAACCUGAUCUACGGCCUCUUCGUGGCCUUCUUUGUCACGCGUUUGGACGACGACGUGGCGAAAGGCGCUGUGCAGGACCGCAUCGGCAUCAUCUACCAGUGCGUCGGCGCCUCGCCCUACACCGGGAUGCUCAACGCCGUUGCUCUCUUUCCCGCCCUGCGAGCCAUCGGCGACCAGGAGAGUCAGGAUGGCUUGUACAGCAAGUGGCAGAUGUUUCUGGCCUAUGUGUUCCACAUCCUGCCCUUCAGCGUCGUCAGCGUGCUCAUCUUCACCUCCUUCCUUUACUGGACGGUGGGAAUGCACGCGGAGAUAUGGCGCUUCGCCUGCUUCACAGCGGUCGUGACGGUCCCUCACAUCACAGGUGAACUGCUGACGGUGGUCCUGCUAGGUGUGGUCCAGGACCCCAACAUGGUCAACACUGGAGUGGCCCUGCUCAACAUCGCCGGGAUCCUACUGGGCUCCGGAUUCCUACGAAGCAUGGCACAGAUGCCGACGGUGUUCCAGUGGCUGAGCUACCUGACGUUCCAGAAGUACAGCUGCGAGCUGCUGAUUGUCACUGAGUUCCACGGGCUUCACUUUACCUGCAACAACUCCAGUUUUCUGCCAAGAAGCUGCCUGAUCACGCAGGGUGACCAAAUUGUGGACGAAGGCUACCCUGGCGCCGUGGGGCGCUACACGCUUGACUUUGUGCUGCUCUACUCUUUCCUGCCCGCCCUCCUACUGCUGGGCAUGGUCACAUUCAAGAUCCGAGACAGACUGGUGCUCCAUUGACGUCGCUCGGCCACACCUGCUGAGCUUAAUGCAACAAUGCAGCCCACAAAAAGAGUAGCAUUCAUGAUUGAUCAAUUUUGACAGACUAUAUCAAUAAGUGGUAUUAUAAGCAACAUAAGCUGUAUGUACUCUGUCAAGAAU